GUGCAAGAUCGACUACAAAAGCAGUUUGGUACGAUUUGUGUGGAAAUGGAGGCUGCAGGCUUGAUGAAUAACUAUCCUUGCCUGGUGAUCCGUGGAAUUUGCGAUUAUGCGGAUACCCAUACAAAUGAUGCAUGGCAUUCGUAUGCAGCAGCGGCUCCCGCAGCUUUUACCAAAGAGCUACUCUUAUUCUUUUCUCCAGCACGGACUAUACGGGAGAAGCCCAUUCACCAAAUAAUAGGUACGUGGCACCUUCAGACACUAGUCGCUAGC
Molecule: messenger RNA, 270 nt
Organism: Exophiala aquamarina CBS 119918
Lineage: Eukaryota; Fungi; Ascomycota; Eurotiomycetes; Chaetothyriales; Herpotrichiellaceae
Exons: 1
Biological process (GO): nucleoside metabolic process
Molecular function (GO): catalytic activity
Source: RefSeq, a predicted model, not a curated record